Prunus dulcis (almond) is the source of this 869-nucleotide messenger RNA. Its product is annotated as photosynthetic NDH subunit of subcomplex B 3, chloroplastic. The record is from RefSeq and is a predicted model, not a curated record. NCBI's taxonomy places the organism in Eukaryota, Viridiplantae, Streptophyta, Magnoliopsida, Rosales, Rosaceae. Gene Ontology annotation, cellular component: chloroplast thylakoid membrane. Bases 125 to 724 code for a protein of 199 amino acids. Gene Ontology annotation, molecular function: 2 iron, 2 sulfur cluster binding. Gene Ontology annotation, biological process: P450-containing electron transport chain. The transcript is spliced from 6 exons.
ACAUCCAUCAUGAUGCAAACCAAACCCAUGAAACUAGCACUGCUAAAUUAUCCUACACAACACAACCUAUCUUUUGAAGAAAAAAAAUUAAUAAUAAUCUUUCUUUCAACAUAUCAUCAUCAAAAUGGGCAGUCUCCAACUGAGCUCUUGUGGUUCAUCUUUUUGCUCCCUCCCAUUUCACUUGAUAAAUUCCACCAUUGCCAACUCCCAUUCAACUCUCAGACCCUCUAAGCCUCACAGCUUCUUCUCCAGAGGAAAAAUUAGAGCAGUUAGCACAUCCCAAGAGAACCCAUCUGGAGCUAUUGACCCAGAGCAACCCCCUUUGGUUGAUUUUGCAUUUGUUAGUUCUGUGUUACUUCCUGAUCAAACACCAGAUGUGCAUCUUCGUCAAGCUUGUGGAGGGCAGAAGCUUAGGAAUAUAAUGUUGGAUUCAAAUAUUGAUUUGUAUGGACCCUAUGCCAGGACUCUGCUCAAUUGUGGGGGAGUAGGAACCUGCGGGACAUGUAUGGUUGAGGUUGUUCAAGGAAAAGAGCUGUUAAACCCUCGAACAGGAAAAGAGAAGGAACACCUUAAAAAGAAACCGAAAAAUUGGAGACUUGCUUGCCAAACCACAGUUGGGAAACCUGAUUCUAGAGGACUGGUUGUUGUCCAACAACUGCCAGAAUGGAAAGCACAUGAAUGGCGUUAUGAAGAAAUCCUAGUAGACCCUUCACAACCAUCAUAGGACAUUUUUGCCAACCAUUAUUGGAAAGUUUUAAUUAGAUAAAUAAAUUAAAUUCAAAAUCCAGUUUAAAUGAUACAAAAUUCAUAAUUAGGUUAUGCUUAAGGCUUCAAUGCAUGUACAUUCUCAUAUGUAUUUUUGCUUUAAA